Molecule: messenger RNA, 798 nt
Organism: Colletotrichum costaricense
Lineage: Eukaryota; Fungi; Ascomycota; Sordariomycetes; Glomerellales; Glomerellaceae
Exons: 4
Coding region: 1-798 (265 amino acids)
Source: RefSeq, a predicted model, not a curated record
AUGUCAUUGCAGAAAUCUGCUCGAAACUUUGCGCAUCGCAACGUAACUAUCCUUGAUCCCCCACUUCAACCCGCGCCGAUGCGACCUGAGCACCUCGGCACUCUCGGCCGCCAGAACAUGAUUCGCCCUUCGGCUGAAGGCAUCCAGCCAAGAACAUCUAGCUGCGAGUUAUCGAUCCACCAAGAGGAUUCCCGGGAGAGGUUGCCGCGUAUUCUCUACCGCGCAGCCUUCUUGCUAGUUAUUGCCUCGUCAUUAUUGAUCGAGUUCAUCCGCCACCUUUCGCAUCUAGUCACCAUUGUCGUCAGUAUGAGACUCGUCACAGCUGUCGCGCUCUUGGCCUCCACUGCCACGGCUUUGGAAUGGCUCCCCAUCGUGCCCCUUCACGCACGUCAGGUCACCAGCGGAGCCAAGUACGAGUGCCACGAGAACUGCGGCUACGCCAUCCUUGGAGCAGCUGAGGACGGCUACUGCACCAACUCCACUUGGACGGACUACUUCGAGGGAUGUCUUCAGUGUGCGAAUACCUUCGACAUCUGGCAAUACUACGGAGACGGUGUCACAGAAGCCGCGGACGGAUGUGACCUUGACGCGACGCCUGUCACUGCUUCCAACAGCACGACCAACGCGACUACCACGGCAGGGACAUCCGGCACCGCUGGUGCAUCUUCCACAGCAUCUGCCACCGGCUCGAGCUCGUCUGCUACUUCGAGCACCGAUGCCAGCGCUGCCAACAGCAAUCAGCCUGCCACUAUCGCCUUUGCGUUGGCUGCUGUUAUGGCAGCAACUCAACUCCUGUGA